This is a messenger RNA of Thyridium curvatum, 582 nucleotides long. RefSeq lists its product as uncharacterized. The coding region runs from base 1 to 582 and encodes 193 amino acids. The transcript has a single exon. Lineage: Eukaryota; Fungi; Ascomycota; Sordariomycetes; Thyridiales; Thyridiaceae. The record is from RefSeq and is a predicted model, not a curated record.
AUGACCCACGACGGCUCCGCAGUUGAUCACUUCGACUGGACUGUACAGACUUACGGAAUGGACUUGCAGUUCUCCAACAAGUUCUUCUUCUGGCUGCUUCAGGGCGCCGCCACCCAGCAGGGCAAUCAGUCAGCCCCAGGGCUUGCCUCAUCCUACUUCUACAUUACCUCGCAGAGCUCGACAUCCUCCAGCAGCGUGAGUUCGCCACUGCCGACGACAGCAGCAUCACCGGUAACGCCACAAACCUUGUCUACAACUCCCACUGCGGCGUCAACUGCUGCCGGCAGUUCGGAAGCACAAAACGGCCUAGGCACUGGGGCUAUAGUUGGGAUUGCUGUUAGCACAUCCUGCAUUGGUACUGCGGCCAUCUUCGGAGUCAUUUACUGCAUCAUGAGGCUGAGGAAGACCCAGAAAGCGCUCGCAGCUCAGCUAGAGCAGCAGAACGCGAGGCUGGACCAGCAGUACGAUCCCUCCGAUCGCGUCAAGUCACCUCAGCAAGUAACGACGGCUAGCGAGUUGCCUAGCCCGAUGGACAGGACCGGAAAUCACCACAGCCUAGGCCUGGUAGAGUUGGGAGGAUGA